This is a messenger RNA of Solea solea (common sole), 2666 nucleotides long. RefSeq names its product renin binding protein (gene renbp). Gene Ontology annotation, biological process: N-acetylmannosamine metabolic process; carbohydrate metabolic process; N-acetylglucosamine metabolic process. NCBI's taxonomy places the organism in Eukaryota, Metazoa, Chordata, Actinopteri, Pleuronectiformes, Soleidae. The transcript is spliced from 12 exons. Gene Ontology annotation, molecular function: peptidase inhibitor activity; N-acylglucosamine 2-epimerase activity. Bases 203 to 1432 code for a protein of 409 amino acids. The record is from RefSeq and is a predicted model, not a curated record.
AAACAUAAUUACAAAGUACUCCUUCUAACCAGGACAAGAGUCUUCAAAAUCCUCAACCAGAUCCUCCCGAACCUCAACCAGACCCAGGGGCGGAGCCACACUGGUCACAUGACACCUGCUGGGAACAAACACUCUGCGGUUGUGGCUGAAGACAGGAGGACACAGGACAGACUCUGCUGCUACUGUUGCUGCUGCAGGAACAAUGUCAGCGUUGAAGCUGGACGAGUGUCGAGAGCGGAUUCGCAAGGAACUUGAUGAUGUUGUGAACUUCUGGCUCAAAUACUCUCACGACACUGAACACGGGGGCUUCUUCACGUGUAUUGGAAGAGACGGGACGGUCUAUGAUGAGCUCAAAUAUGUGUGGCUGCAGGGUCGACAGGUGUGGAUGUACUGUCGUCUGUACCGAACCAUGGAACGCUUCCAUAAACCUGAAAUCCUGGAAGCAGCAAAAACAGGAGGAGAGUUCCUCAGAAGAUUUGCCCGUGUGUCCAGCGGCGGCAGCAGCAGCGGCAGCGGCGGUCAGUGGAAAUGUGCGUUCUGCUUAACGCGCGACGGUAAAGCGGUCAAGAUUCAGAGGACGAUAUUCAGCGAGUGUUUCUACGUCAUGGCCAUGGAUGAACUGAGCCGAGUCACCGGUGACAAGGACAUGCAGCUGGAGGCUGAACAGAUGAUGGAGCAGCUGGUUUACUGGGUCCGAGUGGACGGGUCCGGCCUGGGCCGACCCCGGCUCCCCGGUGAUGUUCCCGCCAACAGCAUGGCAGUUCCCAUGAUGCUCUUGUGUCUGGUGCAACAGCUCACUGAAGGCCGCGGUCCGGAGGUCGCGCAGAGAUACAGGGAGUUGGGCAGCUGGUGCAUCCAGCAGAUUCUGCAGCACAUCCAGAGGGACGGCACAGCGAUUUUAGAGAACGUGUCCCUGGACGCAGCAGAACUGCCGGGUUGCCAGGGGCGACAGCAAAACCCAGGUCAUGCACUGGAAGCGGGCUGGUUCCUGCUACAGUACAGCGCAGAGUGGGGCGACGAGGAGCUCCAGAAAACUGCCAUCGACAAGUUUGUGGAGCUGCCUUAUCGAUGCGGCUGGGACAAAGAGCACGGUGGCCUCUUCUACUUCCUGGAUGUGGAUGGUCACUGCCCCACACAGUUGGAGUGGAAUAUGAAGCUGUGGUGGCCUCACUGUGAGGCCCUCAUCGCCUUCCUCAUGGCCUACAGUCAAACCAAAAAGCCUGAGCUGCUGGACAGAUUCUCUCAAGUUUACAAAUACACUUUCAGCCACUUUCCUGAUGCUCAAAGCGGGGAGUGGUUUGGCUACUUGACACAAGACGGGAAAGUGGCACUGGAUUUUAAAGGAGGCCCCUUUAAAGGAUUCUUCCAUGUUCCUCGCUGCCUGUACAUGUGUGAGCGCAUCCUGGACGAUCUACUGGCCACCGAGAGCUGAGAAACGUGGACAUUCAUUUUAAUUUGUUUUGUGGAUUCUGUUUACUAAAUCAAACCAUAAUACUAAUAAUCAAUCAAUUUUCACAUAUGCAUUAUUGUAAAUUUACUGGUGUCACAUCCAAGAAAAAGUCCAUGUGUAUAAUUUGUACACAUACAGUAUCAAAGCACAGCUGCUGCAAAGAAACACUGGUCAAUCACUGGUCAAUCACUGGGACAUUUUCUGGCACCAGAGGCAGAUUGUGUUGAUCUUGAUUUAAGACACUGUUCUAAAUCAUGUUGUCCUUAACUCUGCACCCACCUGACAUCUCACUGACACUUUUUCUCUCUACGUUGCUAAAACGUCCAUAUGACAGGAGACUUGCCCAAUGUGACAGCCCUGCGACAGAGCCAAAAGUCACACUAGACAAUUCACACUAACAGCGACAUCUACAGUAUUUGGAAGUCACUGCUUCACACUGCUGACCUGUGAUGUCGCCUCCUCGUCACACAGAAACACAAAAAUAGUGGCACUAAAACCACUGUGCCUUCUUACACAAGCCCCGGAACUGAUCUUCACAUCUUAUCCGUUCCACUUAGAAUCUGUUGACUUUUUAACAGGCCAGUAAAUGAAUUGUAUAUUGAAAUGUUACUGCGGAUGAUUUAGAUGUGCAAUCUGACUUGAAGCAUUAAAUAGAGCUGUAUUUAUGAACUAUAAAGUUAAAAACUAUGUUCAAGUUUACAGAACACUUUAUUAGUUUGAUGGUAUUUUAGUUUCAAACAUUUUGGCUGGCCCACACAACUUUAAAAGGCUUUUUGAGGCUGGGAAAAUGUGUAUUUGUUACCUCUUUAGGACCAUUUUCUGGUAUAAAUACUGACCUUGUCAGGACACAUAUAGUCCUCAUGGAGACCAAAACCUGGUCCUAAUGAAGCAGAUGGAACUGGUUAUAUUUAGGGCUUAGAUUUGAGUUGUGGUGAAAGUUAAGGUUAGCGAUGAAUGAUGCUUUGUUUAAGCUGUCACAAACAUUUGGGGAAAUUAGGGACAUUUUGUCAGGUCCUCACAUCUUUAAAGGCCUUUUUGAGAGUUGUUAAGGUUAGGGUAAGGGACUAGGUAAUGAGGGUUGUGGUAUUGUGGACCUUAUAAAAGGAAUAUAGAUAGAUAUAUGUUGGAAAAUGAUGAGGUGAUCAUGUAACCCCCAGCUCGCGACGUUUUUGUGUGCUACAUUCCUGAAUAAAUUGUAAUAAAAAGUGAUACCAGA